Molecule: messenger RNA, 627 nt
Organism: Neurospora tetrasperma FGSC 2508
Lineage: Eukaryota; Fungi; Ascomycota; Sordariomycetes; Sordariales; Sordariaceae
Exons: 2
Coding region: 1-627 (208 amino acids)
Source: RefSeq, a predicted model, not a curated record
AUGGCAACCACCACGUUCACCACCACUAUUUGCGCCGCCACCGCCACAAAGCCAGUAUUAUACUCGCAAUACGCAAACAACGGUGUCAUAAGCAUCCAAGUUGGUGUCCCGAGGCGUGUGGAUGUGCGGCAUGGAGCCAAGCCUCAGGUCGCCGAGCAGAAAGGUCCUCCACCCUCACCACCUGGUUCCCCUGUGCUUUCAAGCGCUAGGUACCAGGGCUUGAAAGGCUCCAAGGGCUUCAUCACCGGAUGCCGGCCGAGUGGAGAGCUCCCCACAUGCCAUCUCCAUUCCAUUUUCCCUCAUCUUGACACUACCGGUGGACUUUGGGCUCCAGUUAUUGGAUCAGCAUUCCCUGCUGCUUCGCUAGGCCCUGUCGUGACGAAACUUUCCCCAAUGGGCCCGGUCCUGGGAGAGCCUGGGAGGCUGGAUCCUGAGCCAGAUCCUAGCCGGGUUCCUAAAAAUCGAACUUGCGAGUCGAGUCAACAACAACGUCGUCCUCGUCCCCCAUCAUCUUCCGCUGGAGCGGGUGCCGACGGGCUUGGCCCAUACAGAUCGCAGGAAUCAUGUAGCGCUGAUCCGGAAUUCUGCAUCGACCCGGUAGGACAAUAUAUCACAUUACGGAAGUAG